Penicillium waksmanii is the source of this 1290-nucleotide messenger RNA. Its product is annotated as FAD binding domain-containing protein. The transcript is spliced from 3 exons. Bases 1 to 1290 code for a protein of 429 amino acids. NCBI's taxonomy places the organism in Eukaryota, Fungi, Ascomycota, Eurotiomycetes, Eurotiales, Aspergillaceae. The record is from RefSeq and is a predicted model, not a curated record. Gene Ontology annotation, molecular function: FAD binding.
AUGGAGUCGGGCACGUCUCGAGAAGCAUACAGGCGCGAUGCUCCACUUCGUUCCGGCAAUCUUCCACUAUUUCGACUGGAACCUAUUUUCAAGAAGCUCGCAGAGAAACGGAACCCUGGCAAAGUUUUGUUCGGUCAUCAAUUGUUGGAUUUCGUCGAUGAAGGCUCUUCCGUUGUUGUCAAAGCGUCCGACGAACUAGGAAAUACCACAUUAUAUCGGUGCAAGUAUCUUAUUGCUGCAGAUGGAGGCCGUACCAUAGGCCCCAAGCUUGGUGUUAAGAUGGAAGGUCCAACCGAUAUCACUGAUAUGGUUUCGGUCCAUUUCAGCGCUGAUCUCUCUGAAUACUGGGAUGAUCGUUACUUUGCAUGUCACUUCAUCAAUGGUGAAUGCAAUACGGUCUUUGAGAGUGGUGCAAUUGUUCCUAUGGGUCCUAAUUGGGGCAAGAAUUCCGAGGAAUGGGUGUUCCAUUGCGGAUUUGCAAUGGACGACCAAAAUCGACACGACGAAGCUGCAUUAAUUCCUCGUACUCUUCAACUAUUGAAGAUUCCCGACUUGGAGAUGGACGUGCACAAAAUCAGCCACUGGGUCCUAGAGAAAGUCCUUCCGGACAAGUAUCAGGUGGGACGAGUAUUUCUUGCCGGCGAUGCUGGAAUCGUCGCCCGCCUACGACUGGGACAGGCUAGCGAGGCUAUUUUAAAUAGCUAUGAGCCAGAAAGACGAGCCGUGGGUGAGAUAAACUCCGAUUGGGGGUUAUUCACUUUCAACAACUCAGCCGUAAUCAAUACUUCUCUCGGUCUUAUUCCAGGAGACAGAAUGGCAAACGAGCUGCGCUUCAAAAGUUUGUUCGAGAAUACAGACAAAGGCCGCAGCUUCCGUGCUCAAGUUGCACGCAUAAUCAGCACGCAAUCCAUCGAAUUUUGUGCUCACGGAAUUGAAUUGGGCUUCGGAUAUCGCAAUGGUCUUCUUCUGCAUGACGGAAGUCUUCCAGUUGAUAGGGAUCCACUUGGUCUCAGAUACUAUCCAACCACGCAGCCUGGACAUCGUCUCCCACAUGCCUGGAUUGAGGCAGGAAAUCAUGUCAUUUCUACUCACGAUCUGGUGCCAAGAAAUGCAGGAUUUUCCUUGAUCACAGACGGCGAAGGAAGUGAUUGGCAAAUUGCUGCUGAUAAUAUCCGCCAAAACUGUGGUAUUGAAAUUGUCGUGGCUCAUAUUGGUGAUAACUGUUCUUAUCGGGAUUACGACGACCGAUGGGAUAGUCUGAAGGGUACUCAGUCUGGUGGCGCAAUUUGA